Coregonus sp. 'balchen' is the source of this 34769-nucleotide messenger RNA. NCBI's taxonomy places the organism in Eukaryota, Metazoa, Chordata, Actinopteri, Salmoniformes, Salmonidae. The record is from the annotation of a GenBank genome assembly.
AUGUCUCACCUCAAGAUCAGAUCAGACGUCCACAGGUCUGUGGAGGAGAGGCGGGGGAGAGGAGAGGAGAAGAGGAAGAGAGGGGAGGAGAAAGCAGGGUAUGAUGCUAGAGAACAUUGCACCUUGGUUCUGAGGGCCAGAAACACCUGCCAGUUCCCUUUAACCCCCAUAAUGUCAUGAAUAAAAUACUUAAAAGUGGCAAAGGACUUGACAUAGUUCAAUUGUGACCAAUCGAGACACAAGAAGCCAAUUCUGCCACAACCAACAACAGUAUUCUUACAGUUGGUUAGAUCUCACUAUGAGAAAAGAAGGACAGCACAUGUGCUUGUUUUCAGGGAUUUUAACCUCUCAAGCCACUCAGAUACUUUACUGGCUGGCAGCACAUUAUCAUUCUAAUCUAUGACUAGGAGCUUGACAACUGUUUUUAACGUGUUGGCCUAUCACAUUGCCAGAACAGAAAUCUAUGUUUGGUUGAAGUUCUUAGAGUGUGACAACAAGUCAUAAUGCUGUACAGAGGUGAAGAGAAUCAUAGCAUAGCAUCAUGCCACCACAGUCUCUCUGUUUCUCCCUGAAGAUGACACCUCCCAGUUGCCUGGUGUCUUGAACGGUCACAAGCACUUUACUUUUCUCCAUUACAAACCACCCAAUGACUCACAUACAGUGUAAUUUUUAUGUAGUCAUCUUAUAGUGAUAGAUCAGAGCGGUAUGUUUCUCACCAUUCUAGAUCCUAAGUAUGCGCAGAGGCACCAUGGGAGAUAUCAGCUCUCCCCCAGGGCAUGCUGGUCCUUUCUACCCAUGAGGCUGUUGGUGGCGGUGCGUUGGUGACAGUGUAGCACCACCACCAGCCGCCUUACAGCUUCCCCUGAGAACGCCACAAUCUGUGAACGCCCUUGUCACCAUUACCUCCUCCAGGUGUGAGAGGAGCGUUUCACGACGAGGCCAUAAAGAGAAGUAUGCUCCCUAAUCGUUUUUAUUUUCCUUUUUUUCUCCCUCUCUGUUCUUUAAGCGGUCGCCACCGUGUCUGUCUAUGUCCUCUGAGCUAUCGGCUAUCUGCUCAAUCUUUCAGCUGCUAACUGCUAAGGGACAGAGGCUCUCUCUCUCUCUCUCUCUCUCACACCACAUUGUAAUCUCUACUUGGCCAGGGUGAGAGACUGAGAGACUAAGCUGAUGAUUAUUACGCAGAAUCACUUCAACACCAGGCACGGGGCUUGAGAUGUUCAACUGUGCACAGGUUGGCAACAUAUUUUAGUUGAUAGAAUGGGUGGCUUCAGUUGGCUACAGUAGGCUGUCUGAGGAAGGGCUGGUUACUUUGGUCUACAUAAGGUUUUUGGAGGGACCAGGGGUGGCUAGGCUUGACUGGGCUACUGUGUUUCUCAAUAGGCAGAUUGUUAUGUACUUAUACCUUGGCUAAACGCACAGAUGGCUCAUCAGAGUUAGUGCCCAUGUCACAGAACGAACCCUAACAAUUAAUUAGUGAGAGUGCUUUAGACAACAAAUUGUUUUCUUCUUGUUCACCCGGUUACUUUUUGUGUGGCUAUGCAUUUGCGUUGGAUAAUCAGAGGGAGGGGAGGUCUAUGAUUAAAUGUUAACUCUUGCCUGAAUCAAUUUGUGUGUUCCUACCUUUUCUAGUGUAAAUGUAAAUGUGAAAUUGACUUAACUAGUGUAAUCAUGUCUGUCAUAAGCAUCGCCUGAGACCCUCUUAGUACCUCCACACCUCUGGUUAACUGUUUAAUUUGCUAGGCAAAUCUGUAUAAAUAACACCUCUUAACAAUAACAUUUCUUUUUUUUCUUCAAGGGCUAUCUAACCAAUAUGAAAACAAUAUGUUUUAAACCAUGUCUAUCGAAAUAAAGAAACUGAUUGUGUCUUGCAGGACUUUGCCGAUUCAAUAUUCCGCUUGGUGAGGGAGAAAUACCACGAACUGGCAGACAGCUGCACCCCCAUGCAUGCACGACUCAGAGCCCUGGCAGGUAUCGUAAUGACCAGAGGUAUGGCACAUUUCCUUGACUUUUAUAUCACAUUACAUUUUUAAACAGGAAAAAAAUAUGUAUAUAUAUAUGUACAGUUGAAGUCGGAAGUUUACAUACACUCGUUUUUCAACCACUCCACAAAUGUAUUGUUAACAAACUAUAGUUUUGGCAAGUUGGUUAGGACAUCUACUUUGUGCAUGGCACAAGUCAUUUUUCCAACAAUUGUUUACAGACAGAUUAUUUCACUUAUAAUUCACUGUAUCACAAUUCCAGUGCGUCAGAAGUUUACAUACACUAAGUUGACUGUGCCUUUAAACAGCUUGGAAAAUUCCAGAAAAUGAUGUCAUGGCUUUAGAAGCUUCUGAUAGGCUAAUUCACAUAAUUUGAGUCAAUUGGAGUUGUACCUGUGGAUGUAUUUCAAGGCCUACCUUCAAUCUCAGUGCCUCUUUGCUUGACAUCAUGGGAAAAUCAAAAGAAAAAUUGUAGACCUCCACAAAUCUGGUUCAUCCUUGGGAGCAAUUUCCAAACGCCUGAAGGUACCACGUUCAUCUGUACAAACAAUAGUACACAAGUAUAAACACCAUGGGACCACGCAGCAGUCAUACCACUCAGGAAGGAGACGCGUUCUGUCUCCUAGAGAUGAACGUACUUUGGUGCGAAAAGUGCAAAUCAAUCCCAGAACAACAGCAAAGGAUGCUGGAGGAAACAUGUACACAAUUAUCUAUAUCCACAGUAAAACUAGUCCUAUAUCGACAUAACCUGAAAGGCCUCUCAUCAAGGAAGAUGCCACUGAUCCAAAACCGCCAUAAAAAAGCCAGACUACCGUUUGCAACUGCACAUGGGGACAAAGAUCGUACUUUUUGGAGAAAUGUCCUCUGGUCUGAUGAAACAAAAAUAGAACUGUUUGGCCAUAAUGACCAUUGUUAUGUUUGGAGGAAAAGGGGGGAAGCAUGCAAGCCGAAGAACACCAUCCCAAUCGUGAAGCACGGGGAUGGCAGCAUCAUGCUGUGGGGGUGCUUUGCUGCAGGAGGGACUGGUGCACUUCACAAAAUAGAUGGCAUCAUGAGGAAGGAAAAUUAUGUGGAUAUAUUGAAGCAACAUCUCAAGACCUCAGUCAGGAAGUUAAAGCUUGGUCGCAAAUGGGUCUUCCAAAUGGACAAUGACCCCAAGCAUACUUCCAAAGUUGUAGCAAAAUGGCUUAAGGACAACAAAGCCAUGGUAUUGGAGUGGCCAUCACAAAGCCCUGACCUCAAUCCUAUAGAAAAUGUGUGGGCAGAACUGCAAAAGCGUGUGCGAGGCCUACAAACCUGACUCAGUUACACUAGCUGUCAGGAGGAAUGGGCCAAAAUUCACCCAACUUAUUGUGGGAAGCCUGUGGAAGGCAACCCGAAACGUUUGACCCAAGUUAAAUAAUUUAAAGGCAAUGCUACCAAAUACUAAUUGAGUGUAUGUAAACUUCUGACCCACUGAGAAUGUGAUGAAAGAAAUUAAAGCUGAAAUAAAUCAUUCUCUCUACUAUUAUUCUGACAUUUCACAUUCUUAGUGGUGAUCUUAACUGACCUAAGACAGGGAAUUUUUACUAGGAUUAAAUGUCAGGAAUUGCGAAAAACUGAGUUUAAAUGUACUUGGCUAAGGUGUAUGUAAACUUCCGACUUCAACUAUAUAUAAAUAUAUAUAUAUAUAUAUAUAUAUAUAUAUAUAUAGAGAGAGAGAGAGAGAGAAAGAGAGAGAGAGAGACUGCAUCCUCGUGCACCUGCAGAGCGUCAUAUACAUAUACAGACAUUGUACCCGUGUCACUCAUCCAGCUAUACACCGUGCUACAGUACCUAUACUCCUGUCGGUUUGACAGUAGCUCCGCUGGUUUUAGAGAACUACAGAAGUGUUUAACUCCCUCAAUGACUUUCUUAUUACUGUCAAUCGUCAGGAGUGCAAUACUGUGUUAUUAAUGUCUAAAAACUGGACGAUAGCCCUAUUAGCCAACAAAAGCCAUUAAAAUGUCCAUUGUAAACACACUUUGUUGUGACUGUUGUUCCCAGUCUUUCUCCUCACCUGGUAUUUGUAUUGGGCCCUCACACACAAUCUGUGUCUUUUAGAAACUAAUAACCCUAUAAGCCUAUUAGCCAAGUGAAUUAAGAGAAUUAAUAAACAAAAUGUCAAUUCAGUGCUUCAAUAAUAUGUAUUUUAAACAGAAUUUUGAAUUUAUAUCUCAUAUAGACAUUUCAACCGUGUCCCAAACGGCACUCUAUUCCCUUUAUACAGCUAAGGGCCCUGGUCAAAAGCAGUGCACUAUAAGGGGAAUAGGGUGUCAUUUGGGACGCAUCCUGUCUUUAUCUCCACCUGGUAUUUACAUUGGGCCCUAGCUCUCAUCUCCCACACAGAGCUGUAGUGUGCUUAAGUGGAGAGCUUUAUCGCUUUGCCUGGCUGCAGUCUGCAGGGCUCAGUGUGAUGGCUGUGUGGUGGCUGGUGAGGAUGGAUCAGUAUCUCCACCAGUCUGUCUGUGUUGAGAGCGGCGGCUCAUCAAUUUAGACUUCACUGAGACCCGGCUCGCCUUGACCUAAUCUUAUUCCGCUACUCUCCCUGACGCUCAAUAAUUGCUACUUUUUGUUUAUUAAUAGGCAGUGUUAUCUUCAAAGAUCCAGACGCAUACACAGCUGUAGCUGGAGCUGCCCAAGUAAUUGUGAUUGUGAGAGAGAGAGAGCGCGAGAGCUAUAGCGAGCUAGCAGGCAGCAGACACAAACUUGACAGGAACACUAGGGGUUCUGUUUUCUGUUCCCCCUCUCUCUCUCUCUCUGAACAUCUAUUGGGUAUCUCAGAAGUGUGCACGCACCACCGGUAUAUUAAUAGAGGGACGCAACUUUGAACCACAGCACCCCUCCUACCCCUCCCGCCCAACAUACUCCCAUUCAAGGCCUGUGGAGACAAUUCCAACCUGGGCGAGAUUUGAUUUGUCACUGGCACAGCGAGGCUCUUAUUGGUUAUGUGGCUAUAGAAGGCAAAGUAAACAGAAAACACAUUGGGUUAGAAGGUGCGGAUAAUUUCAUUUGUAUCUAAGAUAGUGUUGGUCCUUGGAGAUGGAAAUGAGUUUAAGACAUCAGAGUUCCCCUUGGAAAGCAUGCCAAAGUCGUUUUAUUGACUACCUGUUUGGUAUGGAGAUGUUUUAACACAGCCUGUAAUUCAGUUGGGAUAUGUGAGUCUCUCUUCCACAGAGUGAAAUCAUAGGAGAUUAAAUAGAAACAGUUCAGAGAGUGAGAAGAAGCAAGUAGUGAAUUAUUGCUUUUUAUGGUUUGAAGUCUGGUGGUGGGUAUCCAUUUCCACAGAAGAUUUCUCUCUCUUUAUACUUUUUGUAAUCUGUUGUUGCCUCCCCUGCUUGGAGAGGAUGGUCGGGGGGCCUGAACUUAAUGAUUAUAUUUUGUACAAUGCAAAUUGACCACAACUAAGCCCAAAAAGAGACUGGAUUUGAAAAUAACAGUCAUUGAUUACGUUGAGCCACGAUCACAUAUGUAAAAAACAAUAUUUGUGGUAAUACUUGGGAACAGAUUUCCUAAAUUAAACUAAUUUUAGCUGAAUUCCUGGUGAUUUUAGUGUAUUUUACUACCGGUCAAAAGUUUUAGAACACCUACUCAUUCAAGGGUUUCUCUUUAUUUUUACUAUUUUCUACAUUGUAGAAUAAUAGUGAAGACAUCAAAACUAUGAAAUAACACAUAUGCUUCAACAAAUUACUGAGUAAAGGGUCUGAAUACUUAUGUAAAUAGGAUAUUUAGUUUCUUAUUUUUUAUAAAUGUGCAACAAUUUCUAAAAACCUGGUUUUGUUUGUCAUUAUGGGGUAUUGUGUGUAGAUUGAUGAGGGAAAAAAAAGAUUGAAUCCAUUUUAGACUAAGGCUGUAACGCAACAUAAUGUCGAAAAAGUCAAGGGGUCUGAAUACCUUCCGAUUGCACUGUAUAUACUGAACAAAAAUAUAAAUGCAACAUGUAAAGUGUUGGUGCCAUGUCCCAUGAGCUGAAAUAAAAGAUCCCAUUAAUUUUCCAUAUGCACAAAAAGCUUAUUUCUGUCAAAUUUUGUGAACAAAUUAGUUAACAUCCCUGUUCGUGAGCAUUUCUCCUAUCAAGAAGCUGAUUAAACAGCAUGAUCAUUACACAGGUUCACCUUGUGCUGGGGACAAUAAAAGGCCACUCUAAAAUGUGCAGUUUUGUCACACAACACGAUGCCACAGAUGUCUCAAGUUUUGAGGGAGUGUGCAAUUGGCAUGCUGACUGCAGGAAUGUCCACCAGAGUUGUUGCUAGAGAAUGUAAUGUUAAUUUCUCUACCAUAAGCCGCCUCCAACGUCGUUUUAGAGAAUUUGGCAGUACGUCCAACCGGCCUCACAACCGCAGACCACGUGUAACCACGCCAGCCCAGAACCUCCACAUCCGGCUUCUUCACCUGUGGGAUCGUCUGAGACCAGCCACCCGUACAGCUGAUGAAACUGAGGAGUAUUUAUGUCUGUAAUAAAGCCCUUUUUUGGGGAAAAACUAAUUCUGAUUGGCUGGGCCUGGCUCCCCAGUGGGUGGGCCUGGCUCCCUGCCCAGUCAUGUGAAGUCCAUCGAUUAGGGCCUAAUGAAUUUAUUUAAAUUGACUGAUUUCCUUAUAUGAACUGUAACUCAAUAAAAUCGUUUAAAUUGUUGCAUGUUGCAUUUAUAUUUUUGUUCAGUAUAUACAGUGCCUUGCAAAAGUAUUCAUACCCCUUGGCGUAUUUUCCUAUUUUGUUGCAUUACAACCUUUAAUUUAAAUGGAUUUUUUUUGUAUUUCAUGUAAUGGACAUACACAAAAUAGUCCAAAUUGGUGAAGUGAAAUGAAAAAAAUAACUUGUUUAAAAAAAAUUGAAAAAAUAAAUAACGGAAAAGUGGUGCGUGCAUAUGUAUUCACCUCCUUUGCUAUGAAGCCCCUAAAUAAGAUCUGGUGCAAUCAAUUACCUUCAGAAGUCACAGAAUUAGUUAAAUAAAGUCCACCUGUGUGCAAUCUAAGUGUCACAUGAUCUGUCACAUGAUCUCAGUAUAUAUACACCUGUUCUGAAAGGCCCCAGAGUCUGCAACACCACUAAGCAAGGGGCACCACCAAGCAAGCGGCACCAUGAAGACCAAGGAGCUCUCCAAACAGGUCAGGGACAACGUUGUGGAGAAGUACAGAUCAGGGUUGGGUUUUAAAACAAUAUCUGAAACUUUGAACAUCCCACGGAGCACCAUUAAAUCCAUUAUAAAAAAAUUGAACGAAUAUGGCACCACAACAAACCUGCCAAGAGAGGGCCGCCCACCAAAACUCACGGACCAGGCAAGGAGGGCAUUAAUCAGAGAGGCAACAAAGGGACCAAAGAUAACAUUUACAUUUUUACAUUUUAGUAAUUUAGCAGACGCUCUUAUCCAUAGCGACUUACAGUUAGUGAGUGCAUAAAUUUUUCAUACUGGCCCCCUGUGGGAAUCAAACCCACAUCCCUGGCGUUGCAAGCGCCAUGCUCUACCAACUGAGCUACAGGAGGGCUGCAAAGCUCCACAGCGGAGAUUGGAGAUAUCUGUCCAUAGGACCAAUUUAAGCCGUACACGCCACAGAGCUGGGCUUUACGGAAGAGUGGCCAGAAAGAAGCCAUUGCUUAAAGAAAAAAAUAAGCAAACACGUUUGGUGUUCGCCAAAAGGCAUGUGGGAGACUCCCCAAACAUUACAUUUACAUUUUAGUCAUUUAGCAGACGCUCUUAUCCAGAGCGACUUACAGUUAUAUGGAAGAAGGUACUCUGGUCAGAUGAGGCUAAAAUGUAGGUUUUUGGCCAUCAAGGACAGCGCUAUGUCUGGCGCAAACCCAACACCUCUCAUCACCCAGAGAACACCAAUGUUUUUCAUCGGCAGGGACUGAGAAACUGGUCAGAAUUGAAAGAAUGAUGGAUGGCGCUAAAUACAGGGACAUUUUUGAGGGAAACCUGUUUCAGUCUUCCAGAGAUUUGAGACUGGGACGGAGGUUCACCUUCCAGCAGGACAAUGACCCUAAGCAUACUGCUAAAGCAACACUCAAGUGGUUUAAGGGGAAACAUUUACAUGUCUUGGAAUGGCCUAGUCAAAGGCCAGACCUCAAUCCAAUUGAAAAUCUGUGGAAUGACUUAAAGACUGCUGUACACCAGCGGAACCCAUCUAACUUGAAGGAGCUGGAGCAGUUUUGCCUUGAAGAAUGGGCAAAAAUCCCAGUGGCUAGAUGUGCCAAGCUAUUAGAGACAUACCGACAAAGAAACUGGAAUGGUCUGUGGAUAAAGAAUAAAAACUUGAUUUAGUUGAGUUGAUACCAAAGUAGAGAAUUGGAAAGUUGAUCUUUAUAAUAGACUGUGUAUCAUUUAAUACCCUUUUACUAAACUGAAUUAUGACUGAAGUUAGUUACUCAAGAAGGCUUCCUUAUGAUAAUAGUCUUAUGAUGAUAGAAACUGAUGAGACAAACCUAAUUUGGAAAAUACCUGCUUGAUGGUAGCUAUUAACCCCACUUAAAAUCUCUCUCACGCACUCUCACGCUCUCUUUCUCUCUAUAUCUCUCUCUUUUUCCUCUCAGAGGUGGCUUGGUGGCAAUUUCAUGGUAAGAUAAAGAGCAGCUAGGAGAAAUUAUCCCCCGCAAAAUGGAUCUAAACAAUUGCUAAGUGGAACAUCAGAGAAAAAGGAGAGAAAAAAAGGGUGUUGCAGUUGGCACUUUUAACUUGUAUUAUCUCCCCAGAACAAGGCAUGUUGCUGCAUGCUCAGCGGUGAUGUGGAGGAUAGAUGAGACCUGGAGGUGUUGGUUGGCUUCCACACUGAGACUAAACCUGGCACUGUAGAUGACAUAACAGAGGAUGAACCAUGGUGGGGUUAUUGGACAAAGCUAUUCCCCCACAUAGACUAGUCCUGAGGAAACAAUUUCGAUCUAGGGGUACGUUCCAAAAGAAGUUGGAAUAGGGUGCCAUUUGGGAUGCAGAAAUCUAGGUUUAGGUGUUUCAAAAUAUGCUGCUAGAGGUAAAGGAUCUGUUCCUUCUCAACUUGGCACUCAUAACCUGCAUUAUGGUUUUGGCUUGGCUACUGAGCACAUGCAGAGCUGGCACUAGCUGACAUAACAGAGCAGGAGCAGCCAGCAUCUGGUUUGUCCUUAACAUUAAUCUUGUAGGUCCUGGCAUGGGUUCCCUGGGCUAGGCUGGGCUGGUGUUGCAGUGUUCCACUAUGAGCUAGCCAGGGCUCCUCUCUUUCUGAUUGAUUGUGUUAGUGGAGUUUCUACAACCAAAGAGUAUCAUUUAUUCAUUCAUGACUUCAUUCUUUCUCUAAUCUAGCUGACUCAGCUGCCCAUUGUUGCAUUGGUUUGCUACUGUUAGCGGACUGAUCAUACAGUGAUUCACGGCUAACACGGCUAACAUCACGGCCAUCGAGAUGUUAGCUAUUAAAAUCAGAUCCAAUAAUAAUAUCAGAGGAUUAGAAAUACAGGGCUUAAAAACAAAGGUGUCAUUGUACGCUGAUGAUUCAUGUUUUCUUUUAAAUCCACAACUAGAAUCCCUCCACAGCCUCAUAGAGGAUCUAGAUAUAUUUUCUAACCUCUCUGGAUUACAACCAAAUUAUGACAAAUGUACUAUAUUACUUAUUGGAUCACUAAAAAAUACAAUUUUUACAUUACCAUGUAGUUUACCAAUAAAAUGGUCUGAUGGUGAUGUGGAUAUACUCGGAAUACAUAUCCCAAAGGAAAUAAAUGAUCUCACUUCAAUCAAUUUUAAUAGAAAGUUAGCAAAAAUAGAUAAGAUCUUACUACCAUGGAAAGGAAAAUACCUGUCAAUUUGUGGAAAAAUCACCCUGAUUAACUCUUUAGUAUUAUCCCAGUUGACCUAUUUGCUUAUGGUCUUGCCUACGCCUAGCGAACAGUUUUUUAAAUUAUAUGAGAAAAACAUAUUCAAUUUUAUUUGGAACGGCAAGCCAGACAAAAUUAAAAGGGCAUAUUUAUAUAAUUAAUAUGAAUUCGGAGGACAGAAAUAAUUAAAUAUUAAAGCAUUAGACCUAUCACUAAAAGCUUCAGUCAUACAAAAGUUAUACUUAAAUCCGAACUGGUUCUCAAGCAAAUUAGUAAGAUUGUCUCACCCAAUGUUCAAGAAAGGCCUUUUUCCCUUUAUUCAGAUUACAACAACUCAUUUGCAGUUAUUUGAAAAGGAAAUAAUCUCCCAAAUAUCACUAUUUCUAAAACAAGCCAUAGAAAGUUGGUUGCAAUUUCAAUUUAAUCCUCCAGAAACGACAGAACAAAUAAUGCAACAAAUAUUGUGGUUAAAUUCAAAUAUACUAAUUGACAAAAAACCUUUAUUUUUUGACAGAAUUUAAAACAAAGGUAUAAUCUUCGUAAAUGAUAUCAUCGGUAGGACUGGUGGAGUUAUGUCGCACAUGCAGCUAACAAAAACAUAUGGAAAUGUCUGCUCUACCCAAAAUUACAACCAAAUAAUUGCAGCCUUACCGCAAAAGUGGAAGAGGAAAGUGGAAGGGGGAGAAAGUAAGGAACUUGUCUGUCGGCCUUGCAUUAAAGAACAUAAUUGGUUAAGGAAAACUGUGAUAAAUAAAAAAGUAUAUCAGUUUCACUUAAGGACCAAAGGAUUGACAGCCGUCCCAUAUAGAUUGCAAAAUAGUUGGGAAGAGAUCUUUGACGUACCGAUCCCAUGGCAUAGUGUUUAUGAACUGACACGCAAAACGACACUGGAUUCAAAAAUUAGAAUCUUUCAAUUUAAAUUAUUAUAUAAAAUUCUUGCUACCAAUAGAAUGUUAUUUAUAUGGGGGAUACAAUCUUCCCAGCUCUGCAGAUUUUGCUGUGACAGAAUCAUUAGAUCAUUUGUUUUGGUUCUGUCCAUUUGUAGCUUGUUUUUGGACACAGGUCCAGGAAUGGCUAAAGGAUUGCAAUAUUUACCUGGAGCUAACCUUGUAGAUAGCAUUACUGGGUGAUCUGAAAAGUCAUAGUCAAUCGAUCAAUAAUAUAAUAAUACUUUUAGCAAAAAUGUUUAUUUUUAAUUCACAAUCUGUAGAAGCAAUGAGAAUAGAAAGGUUCAGAACUUUUGUAAAACAUCACAGUACGGUUGAAAUAUAUAUGGCAAAUAGAAAUCCUAUAUGGAUGGUGUUAAGAGAUAGAUGGGAGGUAUUGAAUAGAGUUGAAAGAUGGGACUAAUAACAAAUAACAACAAAUAAUAACAAAGAUAGCUAAUAAUGUAAGCAUACUGUGUCCAUAAUAAGUAUAUAGGUUGUAUGUUGGGAGCUUUUGGGAAAGAGCACAGUUAGAAAGAUAUGGCAUAUAGAAGCAAACCGGAUGGACAUCAUGAAAAUGAUCGGAGAGGUUGAGAGUAGAAGAAGUUCAGGAGCAAAAAAUAUAAAUAUAUAUAUAUAUAUAUAUAUAUAUAAUAGAAUUAUUGUAAAAUGAACUGUGUCCAUAAGGUGUAGAUAAUAAGUAUAGACCGGAAGUAGAGGCCUGGGCAUUGUUGUUCACUAAUUUACUCCAAGUAGGGAAAGGAUGGCGGGGUUGAAAAGUAAUAAAGGGGAGUAUAUAUAUAAAAAACAUGGGGGAUUGGAAGUGAUGCAGACAAUUACAUUGAUAGAAGAUACAAUCUAUCUGCAAUAUUAAGCUGAUCCAUCCCCCCCCCCCCCCCCGAAAAAAAAAAAAACUACACGGCUGGAAUGCACUUUUGACCAAUCAGAUUGCAUGGCCAGAACUAACCGUUUCGUAAUCAACAAGGCAACAGCAAACAUAUUGUCCCCCAACAAUGAUGCAGCGCCCCCCUUGGGCCAAUCAUGGAUCUCUAUGGUGGAUCUCUAUGGCAAAUGCAUCAUUCACCCAGGUUUCGUCAAAAUCGGAUCAGUGGUGUCUGAGAUAUCUCAUGGGUUAGCUAGACUCAAAUCCCUGAGCACGUGUGCCAAAUCUCAUCAAACAGAUCAAGAGAUAUAAACAUGCGCCCAUUAUAGCGCCACCGUGUGGUCGAUAUGAAUGUUCUUGCAAAAUAUUGCGUUGAGAGACAUUUGUCCAUAGAUGCCACAUAUCAAGUUUCGUGCAGAUCGGUCAUUCGUUGCCAUUUUUUCAUGACUUUAGGUCAAAUGGGGUGAGGGGCGUGACCUUUCAAAGUUAGCAUUUUCAAUCUCUUGUUAUAGCGCCACCAUCUGGCCAAUUGGUGACAUUUUGUAAAUGCAAAUUAAGCACUUCUGUUAAAACGGUAAACAAACAUCAAUGUUAACAAAAGUAUACAUAAAUUAAACAAAAGGUUUUUCAGUACAUAGCACCAUUAUAUCCCUGACAGGGGUAGGAAGUUGGCUAUAAUAAUAAUAAUAAUAAUAAUAUGCCAUUUAGCAGACGCUUUUAUCCAAAGCGACUUACAGUCAUGCGUGCAUACAUUUUUGUGUAUGGGUGGUCCCGGGGAUCAAACCCACUACCCUGGCGUUACAAGUGCCGUGCUCUACCAGCUGAGCUACAGAGGACCACAAAUGCCAGGCUAUCCUGUGAUGGAAUAGAAUCAAGUCAAAGAAACCGGUAAAAUGUCUCAAUAGAGCAGUUCACUGUGAGAAGGCCACACUGCGUCUAAUAUAGUCAUUCACCCAAGAUUGGUCAAAAUCGGGCCAGUGCUGUUUGAGAUACACCGUGUGACUAACGUACAGAUCCAAAAUCCAUGGGGAACAACAAUAUAGCAUUGCUACAGGAACGUAUAAAGAAGCUAGGAGAUUCAUCAUGAGAAGAACCAUAUCUCAUAUGUCUCCGUCCUUCUCUGCUCUAUCCAAGCAGCCAGUGAGUCAGUCGGUGGUUAGUCAAAGCUAGCCGAAUGGAUUUCAGAGGCCAUGACUUUAACCCCACCUCAAUAUGAGUUGCUCUUAUUGUUAAUGGCAACCUGGCAUAGGUGGCUCGUCACCUGUCUGCACGCACGCACACACACACACACACACACACACACACACACACACACACACACACACACACCACACUAGCCUGCCUGUCUGCCUGACUACAAUACCAUCUGGGCCACAGCAGAUAAAAGCUCAUAUGUUGCACCCGCGUUGCCUGCAGGUCCGGCGGACGCAGUGAACCCUGAAUUUGUGAAGCGAUGGAGAGAUUUGUGGCGGGCUGAGCAGAGGAGAGGAGAAAAGAGGAGACUGACGGUGGUUAAAGCAUGCUGAGCCAGCCCUGUCACACACUCAUGGUUUAUGCUGUCAAAAAUCCUGCUGCUAAAGUCCCUUUUUUAACCACAGUGCUUUUGAAUUAAAAUCAAACAAAUAGGUUUCAGGGCUAUGGCAGGAGGGGAUCUAUGUGCUGCAAGGGGGGGUUUAUUCAUUUUGGGUUCACUAACAAUCACGUUUCAGAGAGUGGUAGUACUGUUCACCUGAAGUGUUCCCCUGAAGUCUGAAAUUGUGUUUAUAUGGUCUGUGUCCCAAAUGGCACCCAAUUCCCCACAUGGGGCACUACUUUUGACCAGGCUCUGGUCAAAAGUAGUGCCCUAUAUAGGGAAUAUAGUGCCAUUCAGAAAGGGCCUAUGGUAUGUGGUUAAAGGUAUUUAGGUGUGGAGAAUUGUUGAUUGAGUCCACUGUUAUCCCCUAACUAAUGCAGACUCUAGACAUACUCUUGUUUCAUUGUUUUCACACCGCUUGAUUACAUGAUGACAUGAUGUUCUGUCAAAACGACACAAUGAAGUGUGAGUCAUGAGUUGUAAAUUAUAUGUUAAACGUAAUAAAGCUAUUUUUAUUUCUAAAACACGUUCAUCUCCCUUUUUUUUCUCUCUCUGUGUUUGCCAGGUUUGGACCUGAGACAAGUCCAGGUGGUAGCAUUAUCUACCGGGACCAAAUGUAUCAAGGGAGAAUACAUCAGUAACCAAGGACUGGUGGUUAACGACUGUCACGCUGAAAUCACAGCCAGAAGGGCCUUGGUUCGCUACCUCUACUCUCAGUUAGAGCUCUUCUUAAGGUAACAACAUCUAAUGCUUCUGUAACAUAUUAUAAGCAGUGUUAUAAGGCGUCAUUGUAAGGGCUCAUACAAGCUUAUAACACCUAAUAAAACAUUAUACCUGCAGGCAUUAAGUAAAGUGUUGAUGAACUUCCUAUACUCUCAGUAAUAACAUCACAUUUAGUCUCCUUUGAAUUGUACAAGAGUAGGCAUGGGUGUUUUACUAAUGAUCCUUUCAAGUAAAAUGAGGGAUAUGUAAAUUAAUGUGAUAUAAUGGAUGUGUUUUUAAACCACUCUACAUGAGUUAUUUUCGAAGAUGUUCAUUAAAUGCUCCUAAAAAUAAGAUGCUAAAUCAGAUCAUAUUAUAGAACUUGUGUAGCUACGCUUAAAUGACAAUUAUGUUCUUACUUAGCACCAUGGUAACAGAGAAGCGUUAUACAACAAAGACAUUUUCAUAAUCAAGGUGUCAUACUGUAGAUAGACUGUUAUUGUGCCAAAGCAUGAAUUCCUGAUGAAAAUGAUAUACGUUACAUUCUUUGGCUUGUGAAACCGCUAUAACUACCUCUACAAAACCUAAUGUUUGCCCCACCAGAGAAGAAACACAGUCUUCUAAAAAUUCUAGUUUUUAGUUUGAAAUUCUCCAACCUACACAAGCACUUUGGUAAAUUGCAUCAUGUGCUACUAUGAACCAAUCUUACCUGCCAGGCCCUUCUGGCUACUAAAUUGCCAGCCUGAUGUGUCAGAUUAGAGUAGAAAAGGCAAGCUCCUUUAAUGUCAUAUUAGCAUAAUACAGUGUAUUGACUUUUGUCUUUCCUCAAUGUAUAAUAUAAUCACUGGGCCAGAGUCUCAGCGGCUGAGCAAGAGAAAGCUAAUGGGAAAGAUAAGUCCUAUGAAAAUAGCCAAACAUAAUGCCAUAACUGACAUAUUUUCACCCUGUAGCUCACUUGGUAGGGCAUGGCGCUUGCAACGCCAGGGUUGUGGGUUCGUUUCCCACGGGGGGCCAGUAUGAAAAAUGUAUGCACUCACUAACUGUAAGUCGCUCUGGAUAAGAGUGUCUGCUAAAUGACCCAACAUUUUUUUAUUAAAAGACUCGGGUUGAGACAGAAAGCGUCGUAGGGAAUAUACUAGUAUCAUGCAAUGCAUGUCUCCAGAGAUUAAGAAUCUAAAAAUGGUAUAUUAGUACAUGGUAGAACUGAAUUCUCUGAAUUCAAGGCAUCAAAUAGUAAACAUGUGGCAUGGUUCAAUAUGGAUUUGUGAAAUUUAAGUAUAUUUCAGUAAAACAAAUAUUUGCAGGCUCAGUUGGUAGUAGCAGCUACUGUCACACGUCACAAUCAGUAGCUGAAUAGCUGACUGAAGUUUUAGUGGGUAGCCUUGUGUCUAGUAUCAGUCAAGGAUCAUAGUCAUUUCAACCGUUCAGGGAUGAUGUAGGAGAAACUGGUAUACACACACACACACACACACACACAAACACACACACACCACCAGCCCUCUGCUCUCAGUGAUGUAUCAUCCAGUUGAGACAGACUGAGUAAUGUUCAGGGGGCCGACAGUGACAGAGAGAGAAACUGCUUUGGUCAGGGAGAAGGCCAGUGUUUGUAAUCACUCGCUCUCUCCCUCUGUUUCAGUUCAUCAUUGAAACACAGACGGGGGGUUAUGUGUGUACUGUGAUAGAUAGUGGUCACUUCUCAUCUGUCUUCUCUUCUUCCUCAUCUCCUCUUUCUCUUUCUUCUUCUCUGAAGCAAAAGGCGAGAGGACUGGGAAGAGUCGAUAUUCGUCCGGCACAAGGAGUCAGGGUACCGGUUGAGGGACAACGUCCAUUUCCAUAUGUACAUCAGCACGUCGCCCUGUGGAGACGCUCGCCUCAACUCGCCCUACGAAGUCACCACCGACCGUAAGACAGACUCUCUCUCUUUCCAUCGUUAUCGCUCGUUUAUUUUCCCUCCCUCUCUCCUGUCUUCUUUGUGGUUUGGUGUCUUUUUCUCUUUACCAGAGUUUUUUUAAAGGGAACAUCUUCUGCCGGCUGAGAUGUUGAAAGCGACUGCUCUGCUUUUGUCAGACGCUGUCAGAAAACUGGCAUCCCUUUCAUGUCACAUUACAUCCACAGGCCUUUCAGACUGCCAAGCCACUGUGCUAAACAGAUGACAUUUUAAUGCUUACUCCAUAAAAAAAAUGUAUAUUCAUUUAGAUGGCGACGGCUGGCAUUCGUUUUUAUGUGUGACUUACAGGGUUAGCAAUGUAAUCUGCUUGGCAGUUUUCCAUCAAAAAUAUUUCCCCCCCCUUUUUCUCUUAGACAGAUCUAUUCAGCACUGUAGCCAUGCUGCUGGUGUAUCAUUAUAUUGAUGUGGAGGUUCUCACACACACACACACACACACACACACACACUAAAGCGAAGGAGAAAAACAUUUGAGGAGGCAAAUUAAUCACACCAGUAUGAAAGGAACUGAGAGACUGUCUCCCUGGAAAGCUUUGAACUUCACUUUCUUGGUCAUUAAACCUUUUAAAUUUUCAUCAAUCAGCUUUUACAGAUUAGAAAAUUACUUAUGCAGAAGCGUCUCCCAUAAUACCUUUCUCUGCCUUUUUCUCAAUACUUCAGAGGGGAACUCGAGGCUUAACUUUAACCUCAUUGCAUCAAGUGCAGCAUAGCAACACACACACACACAGAGAGAGAGAGAGAGAGAGAGAGAGAGAGAGAGAGAGGACGAGAGAGAGGAGAGAGAGAGAGGAGAGAGAGCGAGAGGGGAGGAGAGAGAUGAGAGCGUGAGAGAGAGAGAGAGAGAGAGGGGAGAGAGAGAGGAGAGAGGAGGAGAGAGAGAGAGAGCAGGAGAGAGUGAGAGGAUGAGAUAGCGAGGAGAGAGGAUGAGAGAGAGAGAGAGAGAGAGAGAGAGAGAGAGAGAGGAGAGAGAGGAGAGAGAGAGAGAGAGAGAGAGAGAGAGAGAGAGAGAGAGAGAGAGAGAGAGAGAGAGAGAGAGAAUAUCUAUAGUGGAGAACUACUUGGCAAAUGGUUUAGAAUCAUUGCCUUUUCAUGGGGUGGUUGAUUUCCGUAUGGGAUGGAUAUAAGGUGGAAUUGCAGGCAGAUACAUAGAGACACAACGCUAGGCAUGAUCGUGUGUGCUACAUACUGUAUAGAACCAGUCAGAUACACAGACAUAGAUGAAUGAAUUCAUGAAUGAAUGAAUGAAUGAACAAAUCUAUUAAUUAACGAAUGAAUCAAUUAAUACCCACACAGACACACAAAUAAGACUGACCGUCCGUCUCUGUUUCAUUCCCAGUGCACAGCAGCAGACACCUGCUGAAGAAGUUCCACAGCCACCUGAGGACCAAGAUCGAGUCUGGGGAGGGGACCCUGCCUGUGAGGUCCUCCAGAGGGGCGGUCCAGACCUGGGACGGGGUACUGCAGGGGGAACAGCUCAUCACCAUGUCCUGCACAGACAAGAUCACCAGGUUAGAUCAUCAGACACACACAAACACACCAUCUCUAUGGUUACCAUGAAAACACACUUUACCCCUCCCCUGUCGAAUUUUAGGACCUGCUAUGUCAUCAAAGGUAAAGCAUAUAUGAUCUGCCUAUAUGACAUUUCAGAGGACAGGAUGAAAAUCGUUGAAUCAACAGACAGACAGUCAUAGCCAGAGGUAAAACAAAACAGUGGAAGUCACAAAGUAAAGGGCGAUGUUCACAAAGGCCAAACUCUGAAUAAUCCAGACACUGCACAGACAGGAACGAAAACACAGGCAUUUAUUGAUCUAAGGGCUAUCUUUAUUGGAGGACUACCUUUUUUAUGAAAACACAUGAUCCCUGUUUAAACAGAGCAUUUAAAAAGAUGGCUUUAUUGACUACAGAGAAGGGUUAGGAUUGGUCUGAUAUUUACUCUGUGUGUGGUGGAUAAAUCUCUGCCCAAGAGCAGGAGAAACAGAACAGGAGCAGGGAACCGGAGAUAUCAUUCAGUCAGUCAGUCAGUGACUUGUGUUGUUGGUUUUUCUCCUGUUGACUGAAUGACGCUGAUUUUUCAUAUGAGGUUGCAUAGGAUAAUCCUAUACUAAUUAGUUAAUGUAGGGGUCUGAGUCAUUGUUUUAAUCCCCUGGCCCUCACACUACCUCCUGGUCUUAGGUUGCCUAGUGCUCUAUAGGGAAUAGGAUUCCAUUUGGGACUUUACCAUGGUCUUUAACAGUCUUUAACAGUACACCCACAGUACAGUGAAUAAGGUCUGCUACCUCUGCUGUGUGAUAUUCCUCCACCACCUACCCAGAGAGAGGGUUCUGGGAUCUGACAUGAGGGGAGACAAGGCGGUAGUGUAUCGAGGCUUAAGUUCGGGGUGAUUUUUUUACUCACCACUAGUGUUUUUUCUGAGAGGUGUCUUUUGACAGCAAUAAAUUAUCCCCUUGUUCUCGAUACGGAUGUUGAAGACAGUGAUGUUGAAUUAAAUCUCUCGUUCUCACCCUGUCUCUUUUCACAGGGAUGUGAGAGUGUCCACACAUUAGCUGUAUUAUCUAACUCAACUAGGGAGAGAUGUGGCGAUGGCAGCUAGCAGCACUGUUUCCCUACAAUUCUCCCGAUAGUUGGAGGUUAAUUGGUGCUGCUAGCCGCUAGCGGGUUUUUUGACAUAUAGGAUACAACAACAUCUGCCUGGCCAUACCUGUCAUAAUCUCGAUACAUAAAGGUAAUUGCCAAAAUAAAGGAAAUUCCAUAAUUUGGUGUUUUGUUGAUGGUGGUGGGAAACGCUGUCUAAGUCGCUGCUCCAUAAGUGUUCAAUUGAGUUGAGAUCUGGUAACUGAGACACACACACACACACACAUACAUACAGUGCCUUGCAAAAGUAUUAAUCUCCCUUGGCGUUUUUCCUAUUUUGUUGCAUUACAACCUGUAAUUUUUAUUUGGAUUUCAUGUAAUGGACAUACACAAAAUAGUCCAAAUUAGUGAAGUGAAAUGAAAAAAAGAACUUGUUUCAAAGAAUUCUAAAAAAUUAAUAACGGAAAAGUGGUGCGUGCAUAUGUAUUCACCCCCUUUGCUAUGAAGCCCCUAAAUAAGAUCUGGUGCAACCAAUUACCUUCAGAAGUCACAUACAUAAUUAGUUAAAUAAAGUCCACCUGUGUGCAAUCUAAGUGUCACAUGAUCUCAGUAUACAGUUGAAGUCGGAAGUUUACAUACACCUUAGCCAAAUACAUUUAAUCCAAGUAAAAAUUCCCUGUUUUAGGUCAGUGUUUCGGGUAGCCUUCCACAAGCUUCCCACAAUAAGUUGGGUGAAUUUUGUCCAAUUCCUCCUGACAGAGCUGGUGUAACUGGGUCAGGUUUGUAGGCCUCCUUGCUCGCACACGCUUUUUCAGUUCUGCCCACAAAUUUUCUAUAGGAUUGAGGUCAGGGCUUUGUGAUGGUCACUCCAAUACCUUGACUUUGUUGUCCUUAAGCCAUUUUGCCACAACUUUGGAAGUAUGCUUGGGGUCAUUGUCCAUUUGGAAGACCCAUUUGCGACCAAGCUUUACUUCCUGACUGAUGUCUUGCUUCAAUAUAUCCACAUAAUUUUCCUUCCUCAAGAUGCCAUCUAUUUUGUGAAGUGCACCAGUCCCUCCUACAGUAAAGCCCCCCCACAGCAUGAUGCUGCCACCCCCAUGCUUCACGGUUGGCAUGGUGUUCUUCGGCUUGCAAGCAUCCCCCUUUUUCCUCCAAACAUAACGAUGGUCAUUAUGGCCAAACAGUUCUAUUUUUGUUUCAUCAGACCAGAGGACAUUUCUCCAAGACGUAUGAUCUUUGUCCCCAUGUGCAGUUGCAAACCGUAGUCUGGCUUUUUUAUGUUGGUUUUGGAGCAGUGGCUUCUUCCUUGCUGAGCGGCCUUUCAGGUUUUGUCGAUAUAGGACUAGUUUUACUGUGGAUAUAGAUACUUUUGUACAUGUUUCCUCCAGCAUCCUUUGCUGUUGUUCUGGGAUUGAUUUGCACGUUUCGCACCAAAGUACGUUCAUCUCUAGGAGACAGAAUGUGUCUCCUUCCUGAGUGGUAUGACGGCUGCGUGGUCCCAUGGUGUUUAUACUUGCGUACUAUUGUUUGUACAGAUGAACGUGGUACCUUCAGGCGUUUUGAAAUUGCUCUCAAGGAUGAACCAGACUUGUGGAGGUCUACAAUUUCUUUUGAUUUUCCCAUGAUGUCAAGCAAAGAGACACUGAGUUUGAAGGUAGGCCUUGAAAUACAUCCACAGGUACAACUCCAAUUUACUCAAAUGAUGUCAAUUAGCCUAUCAGAAGCUUCUAAAGCCAUGACAUCAUUUUCUGGAAUUUUCCAAGCUGUUUAAAGGCACAGUCAACUUAGUGUAUGUAAACUUCUGACCCACUGGAAUUGUGAUACAUUGAAUUAUAAGUGAAAUAAUCUGUCUGUAAACAAUUGUUGGAAAAAUUACUUGUGUCAUGCACAAAGUAGAUGUCCUAACCGACUUGCCAAAACUAUAGUUUGUUAACAAUACAUUUGUGGAGUGGUUGAAAAAUGAGUUUUAAUGACUCCAACCUAAGUAAACAGGUCAGGGACAAAGUUGUGGAGAAGUACAGAUCAGGGUUGGGUUAUAAAAAAAAUAUCAGAAACUUUGAACAUCCCACGGAGCACCAUUAAAUCCAUUAUUAAAAAAUUGAAAGAAUUUGGCACCACAACAAACCUGCCAAGAGAGGGCCGCCCACCAAAACUCAUGGACCAGGCAAGCAGGGCAUUAAUCAGAGAGGCAACAAAGAGACCAAAGAUAACACUGAAGGAGCUGCAAAGCUCCACAGUGGAGAUUGGAGUAUCUGUCCAUAGGACCACUUUAAGCCAUACACUCCACAGAGCUGGGCUUUACGGAAGAGUGGCAAGAAAAAAGCCAUUGCUUAAAGAAAAUAAUAAGCAAACACGUUUGGUGUUCGCCAAAAGCCAUGUGGGAGACUCCCCAAACAUAUGGAAGAAGGUACUCUGGUCAGAUGAUAAGAUUGAGCUUUUUGGCCAUCAAGGAAAACACUAUGUCUGGCGCAAACCCAACACCUCUCAUCACCCCGAGAACACCAUCCCCACAGUGAAGCAUGGUGGUGGCAGUAUAAUGCCGUGGGGAUGUUUUUCAUUGGCAGGGACUGGGAAACUGGUCAGAACUGAAGGAAUGAUGGAUGGCGCUAAAUAAAGGGAAAUUCUUGAGGGAAACCUGUUUCAGUCUUCCAGAGAUUUGAGACUGGGACGGAGGUUCACCUUCCAGAAGGACAAUGACCCUAAGCAUACUUCUAAAGCAACACUCGAGUGGUUUAAGGGGAAACAUUUAAAUGUAUUGGAAUGGCCUAGUAAAAGCCCAGACCUCAAUCCAAUUCAGAAUCUGUGGUAUGACUUAAAGAUUGCUGUACACCAGCGGAACCCAUCCAACUUGAAGGAGCUGGAGCAGUUUUGCCUUGAAAAAUGGGCAAAAAUCCCAGUGGCUAGAUGUGCCAAGCUUAUAGAGACAUACCCAAGAGCUGUAAUUGCUGCAAAAGGUGGCUCUACAAAGUAUUGACUUUGUAGAGCCAAAGUCUACAUUUCUUGUUUGUUUCACAAAAAAAAAUAUUUUGCAUCUUCAAAUUGGUAGACAUGUUGUGUAAAUUAAAUGAUACUAACCCCCCCAAAAUCAAUUUUAAUUCCAGGUUGUAAGGCAACAAAAUAGGAAAAAUGCCAAGGGGGAUGAAUACUUUCGCAAGUCACUGUACGUGACCAUAAGUAUGUGGACACCUGCUCGUCGAACACCUGCUCGUCGAACAUAUUAAUGCCCAAAAUCAUGGGCGUUAAUAUGGAGUAGGUCCCCCUGUUGCUGCUAAAGGUGUUUGAUGGGGUUGAGGUCAGGGCGCUGUUCAGGCCAGUCAAGUUCUUCCACACCGAUCUCGACAAACCAUUUCUGUAUGGACCUUGCUUUGUGCACGGGGGCAUUGUCAUGCUGAAACAGGAAAGGGCGUUUCCCAAACUGUUGCCACAAAGUUGGAAGCACAGAAUCGUAUAGAAUGUAAUUUUAUGCUGUAGUGUUAAGAUUUCCAUUCACUGGAACUAAGGGGCCUAGCCCGAACCAUGAAAAACUGCCUCAGACCAUUUUUCCUCCUCCACCAAACGUUCAGUUGGCACUAUGCAUUGGGCCAGGUAGUGUUCUCCUGGCAUCCGCCAAACACAGAUUUGUCCAUCGAACUGCCAGAUGGUGAAGCGUGAUUCAUCACUCCAGAGAACGUGUUUCCACUGCUCCAGAGUCCAAUGGCGGCGAGCUUUACACCACUCCAGCCGACGCUUGGCAUUGCGCAUAGUGAUCUUAGGCUUGUUUGCGGCUGCUCGGCCAUAGAAACCCAUUUCAUGAAGCUCCCGAUGAACAGUUCUUGUGUUGACGUUGCUUCCAGAGGCAGUUUGGAAGUCGGUAGUGAGUCUUGCAACUCAGGACAGACUAUUUUUACACUACGCGCUUCAGCACUCGGCAGUCCCGUUCUGUAAGCUUGUGUGGCCUACCACUUCGCGGCUGAGCCGUUGUUGCUCCUAGACGUUUCCCUUCACAAUAUCAGCACUUACAGUUGACCGGGGCAGCUCUAGCAGAGCAGAAAUUUGACCAACUGACUUGUUGGAAAGGUGGCAUCCUAUGACGGUGCCACGUUGAAAGUCACUGAGCUCUUCAGUAAGGCCAUUCUACUGCCAAUUUUUGUCUAUGGAGAUUGCAUGGCUGUGUGCUCGAUUUUAUACACCUGUCAGCAACUUGUGUGGCUGAAAUAGCCGAAUCCACUAAUUUGAAGGGGUGUCCACAUACUUUUGUAUAUAUAGUGUAUUCUGAGGUGGCUCUCCUCUUUCCCCCUGAAAGUGACCGUUAAUCUGACCAAUGUGAUUCAGUUGGCCGGGGCUGGAGACGCAGCGAUUACAUCUGUCUAGGUCACCACUAUAGGUGAAAGCAAUUACUUGGCAAAAAAUAGAGGGAUACGACACGGCAGUCAGGGGAAAGGAAAAGGGACAUCCUGCUUUCUUUCUUUCUUUCUUUUUUUUUUUCUUUCUUUCUUUCUUUCUUUCUUUCUUUCUUUCUUUCUUUCUUUCUUUCUUUCUUUCUUUCUUUCUUUCUUUCUUUCUUUCUUUCUUUCUUUCCACCAAGCUAGACAACGUCCGACACCCUCUUUCUCUCCCUCUCCACUCCUCUUUCUCCAUUUAUAUCCUUGUAAAUUAUCCUUGGCCUCCACUGAAGUGAGUGGGUUAGUGAGGGCCAGAUAAUUAAGGUCAGGGUGAAAGAGAUAGGGAUAUAGAGGGAGGAGAGAGAGAGAGCGAGUGAGACAAAGAGACAAAGACAGAGGGGGGGGGGGGGGGGGGACCUAUUUCAGCUGUAAAUAGACACAUCAGAGGUGAAGCCUGCCCUACUGCCACUGUCUGUUUAUGUCCCACAGUUACACUCCUUGUUGUAUCCCUCCCUUCAUCAUAUAUCUCCCUCCAUUCAUUCAUCCCCCACUCCCUCAUGUCAUCAUGUCUGUUUGCGUAGGCGUAGAGUUGUGUUACGGUAAAUGAACCACCAUGAAAGCGUUUGUAUUUUUUAAUUUUUUAAUCAUCGUUACUAUUGUCAUUAUUGUGAUCGUUAGUGUUUUUGAAAAAGCACAACAGGGUCUGGGAACCUGAUUGACCAGAGAGUGGAUGUUUGAUUAAGUCAAUGUAUUUUUUAAUUGAAGGGCCUAAAUGGUUUCAUAUGACUAUGAACCUUUAUCUUCCAUUUGGAUUUUAUGUAGAUGAACACAUUACUUUAAUGGUCUCCAUUUACGGAGAGGAGGAGGGAGGAAGAGAAGGAGGGAUAGAGAGAGGACGGGAGAGAGGACGGGAGAGAGGGAGGGAGUCUCCCCCCUUUAAAAUUCAUGCAACAGCCAGAUGGCUGUCUUUUCUUGCAUGAGAUUAAAAUAUGUUUCUAAUUCACAGCGUUGCUUCCUAGGUAAAUUAAUAUUUCAAGCUAAAUCAUUUCUGUUUUGGUGGAAGGAGCGGGAGGGGAAAAGAGAGAAUAGAGCUCUUUCUUUUGUUUGAAAAAGGACAGAUCCCACUAACAGACUGUGGUGGCGCAGGUACAGCCGAGGUGGCAGUUUGCGCAGUUUAGCGAUUCUUGGAAAGCAUGGAUGUUAAUUGACUGCUCGGGGGAAGCAAAAACUAUAAUGACACAUUAUUAGUCAUGAAUGGGGGAUGCGAGAGGAAAAGAUAAUUUCAAUUAUUACAGUCAUGAUAAAGAUACAUUGAUUAGCAAAAAGAACAAUGGUGUAAAAAUUAGCAACAUAAUGUUUCCCUCUGAUUGCGCUUCUCAUAAGUUCUUUAGUCCAAUGCUUGUGAGUACACAGCUACACAACCCAGGUACACACAGAGGGCCUCUAUAUCUUUGUUCUCUCGCUCUGAAAGGAGGAAAUCAUUAUAAACAUAGUAAUUAUGCCCCAUCCAUUUGUUAAUGUAUUCUGGAAAAUAGAUUAGUCUAAACAGCAAAUGGCAAGGCAGUCUAGAGACAUCUAGGCCUACUAUCUCACCACCAUUCAGAUCUGGGUUCAAAUACUAUUUGGAGUACCAGAUGGGUGGGGUUUUCAGUUUUGCAACUAAAUUAUUUGAAAUUAUUUCAAAUAGUAUUUGAACCCAGGUCUGCCACCAGUAUAGUACUAUCUCACCACCAGUAUAGGCCUAUCUCACCACCAGUAUAUUACUAUAUCACCACCAGUAUAUUACUAUAUCACCACCAGUAUAGGCCUAUCUCACCACCAGUAUAGGCCUAUCUCACCACCAGUAUAUUACUAUAUCACCACCAGUAUAUUACUAUAUCACCACCAGUAUAGUACUAUAUCACCACCAGUAUAUUACUAUAUCACCACCAGUAUAGUACUAUCUCACCACCAGUAUAGGCCUAUCUCACCACAAAUAUAUUACUAUAUCACCACCAGUAUAGGCCUAUCUCACCACCAGUAUAGGCCUAUCUCACCACCAGUAUAGUACUAUCUCACCACCAGUAUAGUACUAUCUCACCACCAGUAUAGUACUAUCUCACCACCAGUAUUAUACUAUCUCACCACCACACUUCUAUGUAAUGGAUGCAGACAGGAUUAGAGCUUUAUUGAUUAUGUGUCACUCGUGGAUCUUCCUAAACAAACUCAGAGGUGAUUGCCCUUGUCCUUAGUCCUCGCGAAAGAAAAGCACACCUGUAAGCACAAACCCUCUAGAAGUGCAUUAACCCUGAUGUCACUGGUGAAUAUAUGAAUGAUAAUAUCUGGUCGGCUGUAAUGAGUGAUAAUGCUCUAACCUUUGUUGAGUGUGUGUGUGUGUCACCAUUUGUUCCCUAUCUUGUCACGUCCUUUGGCCAGAUAAUGAUCAGAUUGUCUCUGUCCAUCACUGACGCUAGUUCUCCCCUCUCUCCUCUCUUCUCUUUUGUCCCCUGUCUCCUUCCUCUCUUCUCUUUCUUCUAUUCCCUCCUCUCUGCCCUUCUCUCUCUCCACCCCUCUUUCUCUCUCCUCUCCUCGCGCUCUCUCGCCUUUCCCACCUCUCCUCUCCCCCCUCUCCUUUCCUGUAGAUGGAACGUCCUGGGGCUGCAGGGGGCAUUGUUGAGUCACUUUGUGGAGCCGGUGUACCUCCACAGUCUGACGGUGGGCAGCCUCAGACACCCGGGUCACUUCAACAGGGUGAUGAGUCAGAGACUGGAGUGCCUCGGACCGCUGCCCGCCGCCUACAGACGCAACCAGCCUCUCCUUAGUGGUAAGAGACACAGAGACAGACUGACAGCCUGACUGACUGACAGACAGACAGACAGACAAUGCAACACUAUACAAAAUGUAUCAUGAUGAUAGUUUUAACUUUGGAUAUGUUUUUGGAUAACAGUGUGUUCACCCUCCAUACACACACGGCUAGGGAGGUAGGUUGUGCACAUUACUCUUGAAGGGCAUUCUGCCUCUCUAAAGAUCCCCAGUGCUGCAGAACUCUGGGUAAUUAGGUGUCAUAAGGAUGAAUAUUUUUACAGCUCCAUCAUCAUCAGGAGUGAUUAUUGUAUAGAAGGACCUUUAGUGAUGAUGGUCAUAAUGAAUGUAUCAUUGAACCACCAAGAACACUGUAGGGUCACUUGGAAGUUGUCUGAAGUAUUAAGUUAGGUACUGAAGACAGUCCAUACAUAAAGGACAUAGUAUGUCUCCAUAAGAGAAUUGCUCCUUCUGCUCGAAAUGUGGAUGUUUUGCUCAAAGGUUGACAUAAAUUCUUUGAGAAAUGUUUGUCUUUCAUUUCAUCGUUGUUGACAAAGGGCAGAAUGGUGACCUUUACCUUGGACAAGCAGAACUUCAAAACAAAACAGAGGUGGCCACAGACAUCUGCCACAAGCAUUCUGCCUGUCGUUCUAGACAUCCUUCUGAGUGUGUUUCAAGUUUCAAGUUUUAUUAGUCGUAUGUACAAGAUACGCAUGGUAUACAUCGUCCAACGAAAUGCUUACUUGCAGGUUCCUUCUCGACAAUGCAACAACAAUAAUAAAUAAUAAAAGAUAAGAAUACGAAUCCAGAAUUCUAAAUAAUGUCACAGGUCUGGGUCGGAUCUGAUAUGAUUGUCACGGGGUAAUUUUAACUGACUGAUCCGAACGUGACUGCUGCAGUCGAGAGAGAGACAUUUUAUCAUUUAUGCUGCUGGUCUUGCUUUUCAGGAGAGUGGCAUGUGUAGCUUGUUGUUGGCCAAUCAUAAGUCAUCAAAGCGGCAAUAGGCUACAGUCAUAAAGCCUCUGUUUUUUGCAAAAGUUAGGAGAUAUCUAAUCAAUGGAAUAUGGAAUUAAAAUUAUGGAAUUAAAAGUUAAAGGAGGAGGAGAGGCUACAACAACCAAGAGCCAACAGGUAGGCUUCUACUUAAUAUUCUGAAUGGAGUUGUUGUUGUUUGUAACUGUAGGAUGAGAAAGCCCAUGAACUGCAGCCUCAAAUAGCCUAGCUAGCUAACAUUAGCUAGCUUAACAAGCUUCUCCCGGUUUGAUUUUUUUAUUUAUUUUUAUUUCACCUUUAUUUAACCAGGUAAACCAGUUGAGAACAAGUUCUCAUUUACAACUGCGACCUGGCCAAGAUAAAGCAAAGCAGUGCGAUAAAAACAACAACACAGAGUUACAUAUGGGGUAAAACAAAAAAAACAACAAAAAAAAACAAAAAAUAUACAACAGAAAUACAAUUAAUAUACAGUGUGCAAAUUUAGCAAGUUAUGGAGGUAAGGCAAUAAAAUAGGCUAUAGUGCAAAAUAAUUACAAUUUAGUAUUAACACUGGAAUGAUGUGCAAGAGAUGAUGUGCAAAUAGAGAUACUGGGGUACAGAUGAGCAAAAUAAAUAACAAUAUAAGGAUGAGGUAGUUGGGCGGGCUAAUUUCAGAUGGGCUGUGUACAGGUGCAGUGAUCGGUAAGGUGCUCUGACAACUGAUGCUUAAAGUUAGUGAGGGAGAUAAGUGUCUCCAGCUUCAGAGAUUUUUGCAAUUUGUUCCAGUCAUUGGCAGCAGAGAACUGGAAGGAAUUGCGGCCAAAGGAGGUGUUGGCUUUGGGGAUGACCAGUGAGAUAUACCCGCUGGAGCGCAGACUACGGGUGGGUGUUGCUAUGGUGACCAAUGAGCUAAGAUAAGGCGGGGAUUUGCCUAGCAGUGAUUUAUAGAUGGCCUGGAGCCAGUGGGUUUGGCGACGAAUAUGUAGUGAGGACCAGCCAACAAGAGCGUACAGGUCACAGUGGUGGGUAUUAUAUGGGGCUUUGGAGACAAAACGGAUGGCACUGUGAUAGACAACAUCCAAUUUGCUGAGUAGAGUGUUGGAGGCUAUUUUGUAAAUGACAUCGCCGAAGUCGAGGAUCGGUAGGAUAGUCAGUUUUACGAGGGCAUGUUUGGCAGCAUGAGUGAAGGAGGCUUUGUUGCGAAAUAGGAAACCGAUUCUAGAUUUAACUUUGGAUUGGAGAUUCUUAAUGUGAGUCUGGAAGGAGAGUUUACAGUCUAACCAGACACCUAGAUAUUUGUAGUUGUCCACGUACUCGAGGCAGGUACUACGUAAUCAUAUUUGAUGAUAAGUAACCUAGCUAUGGCAGCGAUUAGUCUACUAUAGCGUUGAUUGGUUAGUUGCUGUCUCUCGUCUCUCCCUCCCAGCUCCCUGUGUCACUUGUUUACAGUACAGCCCCUCCCUCGCCUGCUAGAGUGGCACCUCUCUCCCUCCUCUUGCGCUUUAUCAGCACCAGUUAAUAAAGUAGCUUAACAUUUUAUUUUUAUGCUGCUUCCCUCACUCGGAUCAGACCUGUUCUGGAUCCGACCAUGUCUAUAUGGAACAGGUCUAGUUGUCCUCGGGUCCGUUCGGAACGGGUCUCUAUAUUUUAAAAAUGCAUUUAUGCAUAUCGAUUCCGGGUGGGAAAGCCCCAGGUCCAUUUCGGAACGGGUCCAACUUUAUGGACCCAUGAAGACCUCUAGUUGGAGCGGUUGGCAAAUUGGAGUGGGUCCAGUGUGUCUGGCAUGCUGGCCUUGAUGUGGGCAAUAACCAGCCUCUCAAAGUACUUCAUGAUGACUGAGGUGAGCGCGGCGGGGCGAUAGUCAUUUGGGAAUGUCACUUAGUUUUUCUUGGGCACUGGGACGAUGUUGGUCUCCUUAAAGCAGAUGGGGACUACAGCCUGGGACGGGGACAGGUUGAAGAUGUCUGAGAAGAUGCCCGCCAGCUGGUCAGCACACAUGCUGAGGACGCAACCAGGGAUGCCAUCUGGGCCGGCGGCUUUGUAUUCACUCUUUUGAGAGUUUUCCUCACGUCUGCCUCGGAGAGUGAAAGCACCUGGUCGUCCGGAGCAGCAAGAGUCUUCCUGGAUGACUCGGUAUUGUCUGCCUCGAAGCGAGCAUAGAAUGUGUUAAGCUUGUCUGGGAGGAAGGCUUCGAUGGGCACCGACAGCUGGUGUGUCUAAGAUGGCGGCGCUGAGGAGGGCGCGCGUCUUGCCGGUUCCUGCUCGACUUUGCUUUUUUAUGGCAAUUUUUGCUUUAAUUAUUACAUUGUUUAAACAGAAUGUUCGUGCAAUCAUUUCCUACGACCGACAAACACUUCUGGAUCAUGAAUCGGAAGCUACACACUCUCUCCUCCCAGAUCUGGAAUACUGCAUUCCCUCCUUUUUUCCCCGCAAAGUGGGCUUACCUGUUGCUCCUGGCCGAGAUGACCUAAGGCAAUGCCCGCGACGAAAAAGAGGAAGGAAACGGGGACUCCAAGCUAGGCUGAAAAGACAGGCUAUACGGCCUCCUCUUCCUAGUAUCCUGAUGGCUAAUGUCCAGUCGCUGGAAAACAAACUUUGUGAACUCAGUGCAAGGCUUCAAUUGCAGAGGGACAUCAGCGAAUGCUGUGUCUUUGUGUUUACUAGGGCGGCAGGUAGCUUAGUGGGUAAGAGCGUUGUGCCAGUAACCGAAAGGUCGCUGGUUCUAAUCCCCGAGCCGACUAGGUGAAAAAUCUGUCGAUGUGCCCUUAAGCAAGGCACUUAACCCUAAUUGCUCCUGUAAGUCGCUCUGGAUAAGAGCGUCUGCUAAAUGACUAAAAUGUAAAUGUAAAUGUUUACUGGGACGUGUGCAUGCGUGCGUGUGUGUGUAUCUUUGCUGUCUGAACCAUGGAGCCAGUAGAGGACUGGGGGAGGAGGAGAGGAGAGGGGGUCAUUGGAGAGAUGGCCCUACUCCAAAUCAAUGUAAUCACAGCUCUUAUCAGACAACCAUUCAUUGUGGAGGAAGGGAGUGAGAAAAGAGGAGGUGCGGGGGGUGGAGGGCGAGGGGGAGAGAGAGAGAGAGAGUGGGAGAGAGGGAUGAACGGAUGGUCCAUUCCAUUCACUCCCAGGACCCAGGACCCAGGACCCAGGACCCAUGCUCCCUCCUCCUCCACCCUCCCUCCACCUUUUCAUUCAUCCUGCCCUGAUGAGAUCCUCCACCAUUGUGUCUGGGCCUCUUGUUCAGGGAAAUGGCUGGGUUAUUUUAAGUCCUGUCAUAUGAAAGGCUCUGGCUCUGACUGAGUUCCCCAGGAGCUCUUAUCACUGCCAACCAAAUGACUCCACCUGCAGCAGAGAGCAGAGGAGGCUAAACACAUCAAUGAGGUUGUCCUUCAAAAAGUCACCUGGAUUUAACCCAACUGGGAGACACCACACUGGAGACACGGUCUGGAGUUACUUUUACUAUUAGAGAGUGUUUAGAUUGUAGGCAUCAUGCAUUGCCAGUGCUGCCUUUUGCCUCAAUCAAUCACAUUUAAGACUUUUCAAUUGACAUUCUUGGAUGUGGCGUGGUCUAAUAAAGUGUUGUCCCCUCCACAUUCACAGUCCUAAGUUGCUAUUCUUAUUAGUGUUUAGAUUGCAUGUAUCAUGCGUUACCAGCACUGCCUUUCGCCUUGCUCACAUUUGAGACUUUUCCGUUGUCCACUCAAUAUUAAUGCUGCAUGUGCGUGCAAGGCUCUAAGCAGUGGCCACAGGAAUGGUUCUUGAAAUAAUUUUAGUGGUAGUGGUGGUGGGUUUUUAAUAUGAAUAUUUAUAUUUUCCAGCUAUUAUUAUUAUACAUCACAUAACCACAGGUUUGAAUUGGUCUACUUGAUGAGCUACCUGCAGAGCACUAACUAGAAUAGAAAAACUGAUCAAGACUUCACAGAGGAAAAAUCAAAUUGGCUAUUACAGAGACACAAGAGUCAAGUCGAUUGAAGGGAUCAAAUGAGGCAUGAAUAGAGGCAGUAUGAUUAGAGAGAGAGAGAGAGGGAGACAGGAGAGGGAGAGAGAGGGAGACAGGAGAGAGUGAGAGGAGAGCGAGAGCGAGAUCCUCUUUUGUUCAAAGAGGUGUCUCUAUAAGAGAAUGGAGGGAUGGUAAUAAGAGACUAGGUGAUUGUUAUGUCGGCAGGCAAUUCAUUCCAGCUCUGAAAAGCUAUAGAAAAGAAGGAAGAGAGGAAUGAAAGACUGGUGAAUGGAAGAGAGAAGAUGGGAGGAUGGGAGAAUGAGUCUGCCACACAGAAAGAUGAUCACUGAGAAUAUGUGUUAAAUCUAUUUUGUGUUAUAUCUCAGAAUGCAUGGCUUUGUGUCCAUACAAUUGUAUGACCAAGUCCUUUUUCUUACGGUAUCUUUAUCAAAACUGCUUCAUCUACUAAUUACUGCUAUAGUAAUAGCGUUAUUAAUUAUGAGCGAUUCAAUCAUAUCAUUAAUAUGAACACUUGUCCAGACUUAAACAUUUUAUUCAAAUGCAGACAUAUUAUGGUGCAUGGUACUUUGCAUGACUUCUUAGUUACCUGUGUCAUGGUAAACAUUCCUACUUGUAUUUUCUACUGUGUUUCCACCAGGGCAUAACUACAUUAUAAUCAGUGUUGAUGUCUUGACAAUGCUGCUACUGUUCUUAAGGGGAGUGCUGGAGUGUGUCAGAUUUUUUUUUUAGCUGCACUCAGCAGGGGUGCUAAUUCCCUGUGUCCGUAGGGGGGAACUGGUUGUCACUUCUCUUGUUCUGUAACGCUGGGUGCUAAUUCAUUGUACAUGAAGUCUGGUGGCUGAGUCUCCUCUCCUCCUCCCAUCCUCCUCCUCUCCCUCCUCCUCUCCUCACCAUCCUCCUUUCUCAAUAUCCUCCUCUCCUCCUCAUCUCCUCCUCAUCCCAUUUUCCUCCUCGCCUCCUAACCUCCUCCUCUUCUCCCCUCCUCCACCUCUCCUCCUCCUCCCCUCCACUGCUUUUUGUGCAGAGUGCUAGCGGAGCGCUAUGCUAGCUAAUUGGAGGUGAGAGGCUGUGUCUGAUUGAGGAGUCCAGUGAGGGACCUCAGUAUCUCAGGCACCGUGUUUACCACAGAUAUAGUGAAGCUUCAAACGCCCACGUUACAUUAUCCACGUCAACACGUUUCCCUUUAAUGAAAUGCACACUUGCAUGCUUGAUAGACCCUCUCUAUCUUUCUUUUUCUCUCACUCUCUUUCUCUUCUUUUCUCUCUCUUUCUUUCUCCCCAAUCACUCCCCCCUCACUCUCCUCUCUCUCUCUAGCUCUCUUCCUUUUCCUAUCCCUUCCUCCCUUCCUCUCUCACUCUCACCCUAGUGUAUCUCUCUCUCUCUCUGUCUCUCACUCCCUCUUCCUAUCCCUCCCUCCCUUCCUCUCUCCCUCUCCCCCCAGUGUCUCUAACUGCUCUCUGAGGACAGAGGCUGGUGUAUAAACAGCUUGGAGUUAGAGAACCAGGUUGACUACUUUUUUGCAUCACUGCAAACGUUGCAUCUGUUUUUUGCUAGAGGGAGUUAACCACAAAAAAGUUAAAAUGAAAAGCAAAUCAAAGGUAUAAAGUUCAGGUUCAGGUGAAACAAAGAUACAGUAAUUUCAUGUUUCAGCUUUUUUUUAUUCUUCAAAUGUUGCAUUAGUGCAAAAGUGUAGCAAAUAUUUCCAUUUGGGCACUAUUUAGUUCAAUUGAGACAGCAGUCUCCAACAAGACGGUUCCCUGUCCCCAUGUGUCUAAUCUCUCGUGGACAGACUACAUAAACAUAAACGGUAGCGUAGAUCUGUCAUGAUACACCUGGAUGCAUGAGAUAAGGAGCAGCAUUAGUUCCAGUGCUUGGGGGUUUUCGUCACUGGUUAUUUGGACAAAUCAUAAUGUCGCAGGUGUUAGCAUCUUUUGAAUUUCAGAAGGGGAGGGGACAUUUGGCCCAUAGACUUGCCGGUAACUUGCAAAGAGAGAGGGUGGAGCUCUUCUUUCUGGUUCCGAUCUCUUCUCAAUAUGUAUGGACCCAGAACUUAAAGGUAGACUCAGCGAUGUGACGUAGAUGCAAAAAGUAAACAGCAUAGUGGGUCAGUUUACCAUGCUGUACACAGUGUGAAGCAAUACUGUGCACAUGCACAGAUACUGUUUGUGACUGUGUGAGAGCGAAGUGUUGCAUCUAUCAAUAUCUGCGGUGCUGCUCGUGGCAACGUCAUUUCGCUGAGUCUACCUUUAAUCGAGCAUCUGACCAAUUACUUGAGUCUUUAGUUCUGGGUUAACCGGGAUUACCCUGUGUCUAAUAUGACUAAAAGCUUAAGCAAUCACACACCAAUUUUCAAAAAAAUUUUUAACAUGAUAUCCAAUUGGUAGUUACAGUCUUGUCCCAUUGCUGCAACUCCCCUACAGACUCGGGAGAGGCGAAGGUCGAAAGCUAUGUGUCCUCCGAAACAAGACCCUUCCAAGCCGCAUUGCUUCUUGACACACUGCUGGCUUAACCCGGAACCCAGCCGCACCAAUGUGUCGGAGGAAACACCGCCCAGCUGGCGACCGAAGUCAGCCACAAGGAGUCACUAGAGCGCGAUGGGACAAGGAAAUCCCAGCUGGCCAAACCCUCCCCUAACCCGGACGACGCUGGGCCAAUUGUAUGCCGCCUCAUGGGUCUCCCGGUCACAGCUGGCUGUGACACAGCCUGGGAUCGAACCCGGGUCUGUAGUGAAGCCUUAGACUGCUGCACCACUCAGGAGGCCCUAAUCACACACAUUUUAAUAAGACAAAUUACCUUUUUCCUGUGCGUCCCUGCAGGUCUGAGUGUCAGCGGUGAGUGUCGUCAGCCGGGGAAGUCUCUGUGUGUCAGUGUGAACUGGACUUGUGGGGACGGUCAGCUGGAGGUGGUCAACACGGCUACGGGACGGAAGAGGGACUCUGGGACGCCAUCAAGGCUCUGCAAGCAUGCUCUGUUCACCCGCUGGGCAAGGCUGUACCGCAAGGUGAGUACUGCAGACAGAAAUACACAGACACUAUGCACUGUAUCAUAAUGAAUACAGAUGUUCUAUCUUAAUUUGAUCACUCUGUUGUUGCAGAGAAUUUUCUAGGUUUAAAAAGGUUUCUAAAGUUUAAAAGGCUUCUAAGGAGUAAUUUCCACUUUAAAAUGUCAGCCUUGAUUUUCCCUAACGAAAAAUUUAUGUUUUAUUUUUCCUUUAUUUAACUAGGCAAGUCAAUUAAGAACAAAUUAUUAUUUACAAUGACGGCCUACCCCGGCCAAAUGCGGACAACGCUGGGCCAAUUGUGCGCCGCCCUAUGGGACUCCCAAUCACGGCCGGAUUGUGAUACAGCCUGGAAUCGAACCAGGGUCUGUAGUGACGCCUCUAGCACUGAGAUGCAGUGCCUUAGUCCGCUGCGCCACGCGGGAGUAUCAACCCCUAAAAUGUAUUAUAAACCAUAUAAUAAUUCACAUGUCAUGUUGCUGCAGGAUAAUUUUUCUGCUGUGAGAAACUGGUCAAAUGAAGGAAGUAUAUCUGUACAUGGCAUAACAAAAUGUCAUACCAUGCCUUUAAUAACGACUAACCAAGCUUCUGGUGAGUAGUGUGGAACCACUUGACAUCUCUCUGUGUCCAGCAACAGCUGCCACAGUACUCUACAGCAGCUUACCCCCUCUUUACACAAUAGCAGCCUAUUAUUUUAGAACAAACACAAAGCUCAGUUUAAUUUUCAUUAUGAAAAUGUGUGUAAAUGCCUGCAAAACCCAAAUGGUGGCAGUUAAAUUAUAAUGAUUAUAAAACCAUAAUUAUUUGGAGAAGCACUUGAGGAGCGCCGCCCUUGGAAAUUGGUCCCUGCACGCAGUAAGGCAUGCAACAGCAGACACAGUAAUCUCCAAAGAAACUUGUGACUGACUGUGCCUACGUCCCCUCUCUCGCCUCGCCUAGCGGCUGCUGCUCUUCUCUUUCUGCCUGUGCAACAAAGGAAAUGCACAAAAGCACAGAGAAUGUUCAAUUGCUUGUGAAAUUUAAAUGGGGAGAUUACACAGCUGUUGAAGUUCCCCGUUUGUGCCGGCUCAUUAGUUUUGUUUUGCUCUCUAUCUCUCUUACCCUAACCCUCUACCCCAUCCUUUUCUCACUCUUCCUUCUCUCUCCAGUUGAGUAUCCAUGCUUCCGGGCCCGUGGACCAGCCACUGAUGUACUGUGAGGCCAAGAUGGCUGCCGGCUCUUACCAGACUGCCAAACAGCAGUGGUUCAGAUCGCUACUGGAGACAGGCCUGGGAACCUGGAUGAAGAAACCUCCAGAGCAGGAGAGCUUCCUGCUACAGGACUAA